AACGACCUAUGGACCUGUGCAUCUCACCUCGCCAUGGCGUUCUCGUUUCCAACUAAAGCCCGCAUGCUUAACCAUGUCAAAGAUUACAAUGAGUGCAACUUUGACGAUGAGGACAACUACUUCCUAACAUACGUUCCACUCUCCUGCUUCCCUACACCUCCAACCUCAUGCCACACCUCUAGCCCUAAGGAACCAGCUUUAGAUUUUAACACAACCAACUCCUUCGACACAAAUCUACAAGGCUCUGCCACCUACCUCUCUUAUCUCAUCCCCUGUACAGCGUCUCUCCUCUUAACCUCCCCAUCUCUUGUCCAAUCUCUCCUAUCUCGAGCGAACGUCAAUCUAAACACAGUUGCUCUUGCAGCUUGCAUCCUUGACAGCCUUACCUCUCGCUUCGCGGCCUCCUGGCGCCACUCACUCCCUCUCACCUCUCUUAGCCUCAAGACUCAGCAUAUCAACUACGUGCGCCCUGAAGUGAUUAUCCUUGGGGCCCUUCUAGUAGCUAGCAAAUUUCUUGACGACUCUACUACACACAUCAGCAGUUACCAGCAUGAUAUCGCUAAUGGGCGCUGGACAUGCGAGCAGAUCAAAGCCACAGAGAGGUGUAUACUAGAGAAUCUGGAGUGGAGAAUUAUGCCGCUGUGGCGGGAGGACCUAAUUGAGGAUGCGAAGGAAGAUAUGAGGAAGGUGGGGAUGGUGGUACAGAGGAGGAGGCAGAGUGCUGCGUAGACACAGGAUACGACGACAACAGAGAGGGAUCAUUGAUGGCGCGAUGCGAACGGCAUAGCGGCAGUAUAUCGGCUUCGGACCUUCCUAGAAAGAGUCUGCAUCGGCGAUGAUCUAAUUACGAAUAAUCAAGCGAGGGGUCGGCGGGAAAAGUGAUCAAAUCUUCUGGUCAUAUUAAGGGCAAAUGGUCAAUCGGUACAUUGUGUAGAAGUCUAAGGAUAUUAUUCAUAUGACAUUUAUCUAACCCCUGUACAAUUGAUUGGCUAUCAAAUAUUGAAAUUCAGGAUUGGCUGCCUUACCCGUCGUCAGCGCCAAGCGCUGAUCGAGUUUACUAGUCUAAUUAUACUUUACUUCGCAGCAAGAAUACCC
Pseudogymnoascus verrucosus is the source of this 1095-nucleotide messenger RNA. RefSeq lists its product as uncharacterized. The record is from RefSeq and is a predicted model, not a curated record. The transcript has 2 exons. Bases 34 to 729 code for a protein of 231 amino acids. NCBI's taxonomy places the organism in Eukaryota, Fungi, Ascomycota, Leotiomycetes, Thelebolales, Thelebolaceae.